UCGAUCAGGACAGCCCAUAGGCGGGCUCACACUAAGUUUCGCUUCCCGCCACUGCUGCCAGCAGCAAGAACCAGCCAGACUGCACCCCGAGUCAUUGCUGCCUGCCUGCUACUCGGCUCGGCAGCAGGUACCCACCAUGGGCUCGCAGGCCCCACCGCCGGGUCCCGUGCAGACCCUUAUCUUCUUGGACCUGGAGGCCACUGGCCUGCCUUCCUCCCGGCCCAAGGUCACGGAGCUGUGCCUGCUAGCUGUCCACAGAUGUGCCCUGGAGAGCCCACCCACCCCUCAGGGGCAGCCUCCCACAGUGCCCUCGCCGCCCCGGGUGGUGGACAAGCUCUCUCUGUGCGUGGCUCCAGGGAAGGCCUGCAGCCCAGAAGCCAGUAAGAUCACGGGCCUCAGCACAGCUGUGCUGGCAGCACAUGGGCGUCAACGCUUCGAUGCCGACCUGGCCAACCUGCUCCAAGCCUUCCUGCAGCGCCAGCCACAGCCCUGGUGCCUCGUGGCACACAACGGCGACCGCUAUGACUUCCCCUUGCUCCAAGCAGAGCUGGCUUUACUAGGCCUUGCCAGUGUUCUGGACGGUGCCUUCUGUGUGGAUAGCAUUGCUGCCUUGAAGGCCCUGGAGCAGGCCAGCAGCCACUCGGAGCACGGCCCAAAGAAGAGCUACAGCCUGACCAGCAUCUACACACGCCUGUAUGGGCAGGCCCCGCCGGACUCCCACAUGGCUGAGGGGGACGUCCUAGCCCUGCUCAGCAUCUGUCAGUGGAGGCCACAGGACCUACUGCGCUGGGUGGAUGCUCACGCCAGACCCUUCAGCACUGUCAAGCCCAUGUAUGGGGUCGUAGCCUCUGCUGGAACCAAACCAGGACCAUCUGCCACCGCAGCCACUGUAUCCCUGACUAGAGCCGAGGACACUAGUCCUAAGCUUGGCAGGGGCAGGAAGCCCAAAGCCCUUCUUCCAAUGGAGGGCCCUGGAGCCUCACCCAGGGAGGGCUUGCUGGCCCCACUGGGCAUGCUGGCCUUCCUGACCUUGGCAAUAGCCACACUGUAUGGGCUGUCCCUGGCCACACCUGGGCAGUAGGCCAAGAAGGAAAGUCUGACUAAUAAAGACGCCCCCACAGCACUGAGUGGCCACUCACCUCUACCCUUGUUGGCAGCCUUAGAGCCUCCUGCACCUCUGCCCACACACUCAGGCACCUGGGGAGGGGGACACAGAGGGUGCCACAGUCUU
Panthera uncia (snow leopard) is the source of this 1231-nucleotide messenger RNA. RefSeq names its product three prime repair exonuclease 1 (gene TREX1). Gene Ontology annotation, molecular function: nucleic acid binding; 3'-5'-DNA exonuclease activity. The transcript is spliced from 2 exons. The record is from RefSeq and is a predicted model, not a curated record. Lineage: Eukaryota; Metazoa; Chordata; Mammalia; Carnivora; Felidae. Gene Ontology annotation, cellular component: cytoplasm. Bases 137 to 1081 code for a protein of 314 amino acids. Gene Ontology annotation, biological process: DNA catabolic process.